AUGCUUAGAGAGCGUUACGCAUUCAGUCACGUGGAUGCUCUAUUUCACUCCGUAGCGCGCCUCCCUACCGUCCGUUCGCUCUCCUGCGCCUUCCCCCUUCGUCGCGCCUCCUCCUCUCACGUUCCCGGCGGUAGCGCGCUGUUUUCUUUGCUCGUAGCGCGCUCAGCCGCCCCCCCCCCUCCCCUCCGCCCCCCUUCCCGUCUCGUCGCGCGCCCAUUGCGCUGCCGUCGCCGCGCGCGCUUUGCUUCGUCGAGCAACGCGGGCGCUUGCCUCCCCUGCGGCGCACCCUGCCCCUUCCCAAUCCGCCCUCCCCUCCCUCGCCCUCCUCCUCCUUUCCACUCUCCUUUGUCCAUCCGUCCCUAUCUCACCUCUUCCUCCUCCUCCUUUCUCUCCUCAUCUGCUGCAACUCGUGCGUGCUUGUGGCGCGCUCUUCCCACAAACCCGCCCCUUCACCAUCCUCCUCCUCUCCUCUCUCCCUCUAACUCCCCUUCCGCUCGUUUUCCUCCACCUCUUUUUUCUCCCCAUCUGCUGCAGCUGGUGACUGAUUGUGUAUUGAAGUUGUUGCUCCUCCACACCUUUCCUCCUCCUCAGUACCCUCCCCUCAACUGCUCAACUGUGAACUCCUUCACAACUAUCCCUCCUCCUCUUAUUUCUCCCCUCAGCAGCACAGCAGCAGACUACCCCGCCACUAUCCCUCCUCCUCUAGUUUCUCCACUCAGCGGCGCAGCAGCAGACUACUUCGCCACUAUCCCUCCUCCUCUUGUUUCUCCCCUCAGUGGCGCAGCAGCAGACUUCUCCGCCACUAUCCCUCCUCCUCUAGUUUCUCCCCUCAGCGGCGCAGCAGCAGACUACUCCGCCACUAUCCCUCCUCCUCUAGUUUCUCCCCUCAGUGGCGCAGCAGCAGACUACUCCGCCACUAUCCCUCCUCCUCUAGUUUCUCCCCUCAGCGGCACAACAGCGGACUACUCCGCCACUAUCCCUCCUCCUCUAGUUUCUCCCCUCAGCGGCACAGCAGCGGACUACUCCGCCACUAUCCCUCCUCCUCUAGUUUCUCCCCUCAGCGGCACAGCAGCGGACUCCUUCGCCCUUAUUCCUCCGCCUCUUAUACCUCUCCCCUCAUCUGCUCUGCAGCUCGCAGUCAACUUCCCCAGUUGGCUGAACUGUCUCGAGCGCUCGGUGUCUGGCACCCUCGUGAGUGGCUUUAACCUCUGGUUUGUCACUCAGCAGAGUGGUUCUUGUGCCAUUCCUAAACCUGCCUCUUCACCUACCUCUACCUCCUCUGACCCCUAUGCUGAUGGCCUUCGUGCUGCUAUCGCUGAAACUGAGCGGAUUGCGGCCACGGCCCAAGCCACUGCUGCUGCUGCUCCUGACAAUGCUGCAGCCCGUGACCUUGCUCGUGUCCUUGCUGAGUCCCUCGAGAGCACCCGCAAGCGCCUCACUGAGCACCUCGCUGUCCCCUCUCCUCGUUCUGCCUCUACUCCCUCUGCUUCUGCUCCAUCUCACUUUGACCUUCUCGCUGACUGGCAUGUUGCCAACACACGUGCCUGCCAGGUCAUCCUUGCCUGCCUACCUCCAACCCUUCUCCCUCAGUGCUCGCACAUCCGCUAUGCCAAGGACCUUCUCGGCUAUCUUACCGAGCGCUUCCAGUCGCAGACUCCCAUCAGUGUCAUUGCCCUCUUACGCGAGCUUACCUCUCUUUGCCUUGCUGACUUCACCACCAUGGCGGACUACAUCGCUCGUGUGCAGACGCUGUCCUCCCAACUUGCCUCUCAAAAGUUUGAACUUUCCGAUCAUGUGUGCGGUGCCCUCCUCACAGGCCUCACUCCUGAAUAA
Molecule: messenger RNA, 1833 nt
Organism: Closterium sp. NIES-65
Lineage: Eukaryota; Viridiplantae; Streptophyta; Zygnematophyceae; Desmidiales; Closteriaceae
Source: the annotation of a GenBank genome assembly